Messenger RNA from Glarea lozoyensis ATCC 20868, 1461 nucleotides. RefSeq names its product FMN-linked oxidoreductase. The record is from RefSeq and is a predicted model, not a curated record. Lineage: Eukaryota; Fungi; Ascomycota; Leotiomycetes; Helotiales; Helotiaceae. Gene Ontology annotation, molecular function: oxidoreductase activity; heme binding. Bases 1 to 1461 code for a protein of 486 amino acids. The transcript has 3 exons.
AUGUCGCAGAAAUUCUCCGCCGAAGAAGUGGUCAAGCACAACACCCCAGAGUCGUGUUGGGUAGCAUUAUACGGCAAUGUCUGGGACGUGACCUCCUUCCUUCCUUCACAUCCAGGCGGUUCCGCCAUAAUCCUCAAACUCGCCGGUCGAGACUGUACCGAAGAAUACGAUCCCAUCCACCCUCCCGGAACGCUCGAAGAAAACCUACCUCCUACAGCGAAGCUCGGGAUUUAUGAUGCCUCGACCGCUCCAGAAAUUACAAAGCCAGAGGAUGAAGAACCAAAGGAGGGGUCACCGAAUAUGCAGAAUUUGCUUAAUCUAGAUGAGAUUGAAGAGGUGGCUACGAAGCAGAUUUCGAAGAAGUGUUGGGCGUACUAUUACUCUGCGGGAGACGAUCUGAUAUCUAAGAGGUUCAAUAAUCUGGUCUAUAAACAAAUUCUGUUGCGUCCGCGGGUUUUCGUGGAUUGUUCGAAAUGCGAUUUAUCGACGACGAUGUUGGGAUACAGUGUUGGACUACCUUUAUAUGUAUCCCCGGCUGCCAUGGCGAGGUUAGCACAUCCGGAUGGCGAGCGUGGAAUUGCGCAGGGUAUUAGCUCGUUUGGUGCUUGCCAGAUCAUCUCGAAUAAUGCGUCGAUGACCCCGGAGCAAAUCGUAGAGGGGUCGUUACCGGGGCAGAUUUUCGGGUGGCAGUUAUAUGUUCAGAAUACUAGGCAGAAGAGUGUAGAUAUGUUGAAGAGGAUUAAUAAGAUGAAGGAUAAGUAUAAGUUUAUUGUUCUGACUUUGGAUGCGCCGGUGCCGGGGAAGAGAGAACACGAUGAGAGGAUGUCGAGUGUUGGAGCGCAAUUACCUAGUCCGUCUGCUGUGAAGAAGGCCCGAGAUGGACCUGGAGGAGGUGUUGGGAAGUCGCUGUUCUUUGGAACGGCAGCGGAUCUGACUUGGAAGGAUACUUUGAAGUGGUUGGAGCAGCAGACAGAUUUGCCUAUCGUGUUGAAGGGGUUGCAGACUCAUGAGGAUGCUUACAUGGCAGCUCAAUUCCCUCAGGUCAAGGCCAUCAUUCUUUCGAAUCACGGAGGAAGAGCUUUAGAUACAGCGCCUCCAGCAGUCCACACGUUACUGGAGAUUCGAAAGUACUGCCCAGAAGUUUUCAGCAGGCUGGAGGUAUGGGUUGACGGUGGUAUCAAGAGAGGAACGGAUGUGGUCAAGGCGUUGUGUCUGGGUGCAAAAGCGGUCGGUGUAGGAAGAGCAGCAUUGUUUGGACUUGGUGCCGGUGGUACUGAGGGUGUCGAGAGGACCUUUGAGAUUCUUAAGGCGGAGAUUGAUACUUGCAUGAGACUUCUCGGGGUGGACAAAGUCAGCGACCUGGGACCCAAACACAUCAACUCCAGAGCCGUAGAGCGGGAUAUAUAUGAUGGAAGUGCAGGACUAGAGAAGCUAGGUUUAUGGGUAAAAGCUCGCUUGUAG